This is a messenger RNA of Sitodiplosis mosellana (orange wheat blossom midge), 2280 nucleotides long. Its product is annotated as P protein-like. Gene Ontology annotation, biological process: transmembrane transport. Gene Ontology annotation, cellular component: membrane. The coding region runs from base 127 to 2151 and encodes 674 amino acids. The transcript has 9 exons. The record is from RefSeq and is a predicted model, not a curated record. Lineage: Eukaryota; Metazoa; Arthropoda; Insecta; Diptera; Cecidomyiidae.
GCUCCGGACGAUGGAUCCACUACAAUUAAUUUGCAGAAUAGUUGUGAAGACGGAAUUGAUCUACUACAAAAUGGGGACAAUGGGAAAAUACCUUCAGUUCAAAAUCAUAAGCAUAAUGUAUUGAAUAUGAUAAAAAUCGCACUGCUGGUAGGUGUUUGGAUCUUAUUCACAGGCAUUCUGAUGUCGAAGGAUGAAAAAGUGUUGAAAUAUCAUCAAAUUUCAAUUCCAAUCGGCCAAAACAAAAGUUGCAUUGUAGAUGAAGUGCCAGUUGAGCCUCGAUUCGGUGUCAUAGUGUCUGGUGCGUUUGCCGAUGAGAACAGCAAUUCCACUAGUUUCCUUUAUAUUCAAGUUCAGUUGGUGCAUGAACAUUUGGAAGAUGGAUCUGACCAUUCGAACUCUUCGUUUGUUGUGUUCCACGACAAAACAAUCACCAUACCGAUUGUUGAAAAUAUAAACGACACCGACAGAGCAACAGAAGUGACAAAGUCGCACAUAUUCCACUUGGAUGCGGAAAUGUUUGAACAAAUCGGAUGGAAUGAUACAGUUUUAUCGCUUGAAAUUGCCACCAAUUUGCCGAAUGGGUUUCCGAUCAAUGUGGCUUUCGAUCCAACACCGAUGGACAAAUCGAUGGGAAUUAUUUACGCGGCAAUUAUAUUGAUCAGCUUGUACGUUUUGAUCAUUUGGGAAAUUAUUGAUCGAACAUUCGCAGCGAUGGUUGCAUCCACUAUGUCGAUUGCCAUUUUGGCAUUGAUGAAUGAACGACCCACAAUGCCGGAGAUUUUGUCUUGGAUCGAUGUGGAAACACUACUUUUACUCUUUGGCAUGAUGAUUUUAGUUGGUAUCUUGUCAGAGACUGGUCUCUUUGACUAUUUGGCAGUUUACGCAUUUAAGAUUACAAAAGGUGAACCUUGGCCUCUCAUAUACUGCUUGUGUUUGUUUACGGCAUUUCUGUCUGCAAUUUUGGAUAAUGUGACGACACUUCUACUGAUGGCUCCAGUCUCUAUUCGUCUGUGUGAAAUAAUGAAAUUGAAUCCGGUGCCGAUUCUAAUGUCUAUGAUCAUUUAUUCAAAUAUUGGCGGUGCGGUAACUCCCGUGGGCGAUCCACCAAACAUAAUCAUUGCUUCCAACUCACACGUUAUUAGAAGCGGCAUCAAUUUCUUAAACUUCACCAUCCAUAUGUUAAUUGGCGCUGUGUUUGUGAUGAUACAAACCUAUUUCCAUCUACGUUUUGUAUACCGCACCAUCAAUGAUUUACGUGUUUCUGAGCCAGAAGAUAUUACAGAGCUUCGAAAUGAUAUCGUCCUAUGGGAACGAGCCGCCGAGUCUCUUUCAUCUAGUUCAAAAGAUGAAGAUUUGGUGCGUGAAAUUCUCUUGAGGAAAAUCAACAGACUUCAGCUGGAGCUUAAACGGAAAAUUACAUGUGGAUCUAUCUCCACGGCAACCUAUAAACGAACGCUGGACGAUUUACAGAAAAAGUAUCCCAUUCGAAAUCGUGCUUUGCUUAUCAAAUCUUCGGUGGCUUUGACAUUUGUUCUGUGCUGUUUCUUCUUCCACUCGUUGCCAUACAUUGAACGACUGUCGUUGGGUUGGACUGCUUUACUCGGAGCUAUUUUAUUGCUGAUUUUAGCGGAUAGGCGUGACAUCGAGUCGAUUUUAGAUCGAGUUGAAUGGUCAACAUUAUUAUUUUUCGCUGUCCUCUUUAUUUUGAUGGAGUGUUUAGCAAAGCUCAGUCUUAUCGAAUGGAUCGGCGCACAAACGGAGAACGUUAUUCUCAUGGUCAGCAAAGAGUUUCGUUUGGCCGUUGCCAUUCUUAUUGUUUUAUGGGUUUCAGCCAUUGCAUCGGCAUUCGUGGAUAAUAUACCACUCACCACAAUGAUGAUUAGAGUCACCAUUUCGUUAUCAGAGAAAGCAGCCUUAAAUUUACCCUUGCAACCGCUUAUUUGGGCAUUGUCCUUUGGAGCAUGUUUAGGCGGAAAUGGCACUCUAAUUGGAGCUUCAGCUAAUAUUAUAUGUGCCGGCGUUGCUGAGCAGCACGGCUAUCGUUUUACGUUUAUUCAAUUUUUCAAAGUUGCAUUCCCUGCGAUGAUUGGCAGUUUAGUUGUAGCCAGUGGAUAUCUACUUGUUUGCCAUGUAUGCUUCACUUGGCAUUAAAUCAUAUUUCGAAAUUUUUAAACAAAUGCUAUGAACAUUCUGGAAAAAUGUUUAUAAAAUUUAUAUCAAUGUAAAAAAAGGAAAUAAAUAAUAAACAAUUUAUUCACAUAAUUCCGAGAAAUAUAAAAA